CAUGGCCGCUAUCCGAUUUCAGAAUCUGGAAACUUUUCUGGAAACGGUUUGCGAAAUAAAACCUAAAAAAAUGCCCAAUAUCAAAAUAUUUGGUGGAACCUCCCAUCCUGAAUUGGCACAUAAUGUUGCAGCACGUCUGGGACUCGAGCUUGGGAAGGUUGUCUCCAAGAAAUUCAGCAACCAGGAGACUUGUGUCGAGAUUGGUGAGUCUGUACGUGGAGAAGAUGUCUACAUCAUCCAGAGUGGUUGUGGUGAGGUGAACGACAUGUUGAUGGAGCUCCUGAUCAUGAUCAACGCUUGCAAGAUUGCCUCAUCCUGUCGUGUCACGGCCGUCAUUCCGUGCUUUCCUUAUGCUCGACAAGACAAGAAAGACAAGAGCAGAGCUCCCAUAUCAGCCAAGCUUGUAGCCAACAUGUUGUCGGUAUCUGGAGCCGACCAUAUCAUUACUAUGGAUCUCCACGCCUCACAGAUUCAAGGAUUCUUCGACAUUCCUGUUGAUAACCUUUACGCUGAGCCUGCCGUUCUGAAAUGGAUUCGUGAGAACAUUCCAGAAUGGAAGAACAGUUGUAUUGUAUCACCUGAUGCUGGUGGUGCAAAACGUGUGACUUCAAUUGCUGAUCGCCUGAAUGUAGACUUUGCCUUGAUUCACAAAGAACGACGAAAAGCUAAUGAAGUAGCGUCGAUGACGUUGGUAGGAGACGUGCGAGAUCGUGUGGCGAUCCUAGUUGAUGACAUGGCAGACACUUGUGGCACAGUCUGCUUAGCUGCUCAGAAGUUGCAUGAGGCUGGAGCAACAAAGAUCUAUGCUGUUUGUACCCAUGGCAUCCUGUCGGGACCCGCACUGUCUCGUAUCAACAACUCGUUAUUUGAAGCCGUCGUGGUGACCAACACUAUUCCACAGGAGUCGAACAUGAAACAGACAAGUAAACUGCAGAUGAUAGACAUUGGCUUGAUUCUAGCUGAAGCAAUACGACGAACCCACAACGGUGAAUCUGUGUCCUACUUGUUUAGUAAUGUUCCAUUGUAGCGUCGGCGUCAGCAAGUUUUUAAGGCUAUCGACAUUUCCAUGAUGUUGGCAGAGGCUAUUCGCCGAACGCACAAUGGCGAGUCAGUCUCGUAUCUCUUCAGCAAUGUUCCUUUAUAACCCAACAUCAAAUCAUCAUCUCAAUGCAAUCUAAUGCCGUAAGAGGGCAUCACAGAGGGAAGAAGUCAGUGAUAUUUCAUGGAGAUUUACGGGAGAACUUGAUUAUAAUGGUCCCUACUGACCUGGAAAGACCUCAUGAACUUUUUAUUCGUUUAAAUUGUCCAGUAAAACUGUUCAAGUCUAUAAUUUUGUUAAUAUUCCUUAUUAGAAACUUCUGUGACAGGGUAUGUCGUAUGUCUGAUUCUAAUAGCCUGCUGUGGCAAAAGAAGACACUUUUGUCGCAUGAAGAGAGAAAAGUGAGAAAGUGUUCUGUGUGCUCAGUUGAGAACAUUUGUUGAGGUAAAACUCAGCUCAUGAAAGCACACUAAAACUUUAGAUUUAUUGCUUUUUUGCCAUGAUCUAUUUUGCAUUGAGAGUUGAGAGAAUUGUGUGACAGUUUCUAAAUAGCUUUCGUAUGUCUGACCCUUUCUCUUUAAAUCCGACAAAUGUUGAUGGUUUUGAAUCAUGUCGAGUUUGAUGAACCAGGUUUUGGUUCAAAAUAUUUGUUUCUAGAUGAAAUCAUGUUGUUCCGUCAAAGAAUGUUAUUGUUGAGUUUUAUUUUUUUGUCUGGCUUUGAUUCCCCCACUGACAACACACGUGUGUUUUCAAUGUGUGUGUGUUUGUCAGUCGAGUGCGGGGUUAUUGAGCUCUUAUUUCCAUGUGCCUGUGGUACAGGCAGUUGGAAGCCCUUCUCGCCAGUACCAUGACAGUGCACUUCGAAAUAACUUCGCGAUAUAAACAAAAUGUAUAAAGAUUAUGUCAUCAAAAUCGACCUAGUGGCAUGUUUCUGACGUUAUGUUCGGGAAACCAAUCCGUUAUUUGUUCAGUAAAACUGUCUUUGUUCCUAAUUCUUCAAGUAUAUAUACUAAAAAUCUCAGUUGCUAUGGAGUGUCGUUUUGUAAAGAAGAAACAUCAUUCAGCUGCUGCGUUUCACGUUUUGUAACCAAAACCACCUGGUUCAAAAUAUGGAAGAGUCGUAAAGCAGUUAAACUCAAUUAGGUGUUUCAGAAUGGAAAUUGUUACUGUCGGUAAUGGUUGUCUCACCAAACACUACAAGUUUGAAGCAGUCGCUUUGUCCAAACGCUUGGCCAAGUCCAAGUUGUUCAGGUUCGGCUUAGCAUUUAGCAUGUUUUACUUUGAAUCUCUUGGUUUUUCGUUAGACAACCCAUCCCGAGAGAUUGUAUCGUUACUUGUAGCGAAAUGAAUACCAAACUUGUUUGGAACCUUUCCUGUCAUGUGUUCAAUUUGUCUCCUGUUUUAAUUCAAGUUUGUAUUACAUAACAAUAACAUGAACAUGAAUAUGUUGUUUAUAAGAAAUCAGGUUGAUUUUUAAA
This is a messenger RNA of Lineus longissimus, 2517 nucleotides long. RefSeq names its product ribose-phosphate pyrophosphokinase 2. The transcript has 7 exons. Gene Ontology annotation, biological process: ribonucleoside monophosphate biosynthetic process; 5-phosphoribose 1-diphosphate biosynthetic process; purine nucleotide biosynthetic process. Gene Ontology annotation, molecular function: magnesium ion binding; ATP binding; ribose phosphate diphosphokinase activity. The record is from RefSeq and is a predicted model, not a curated record. The coding region runs from base 2 to 1027 and encodes 341 amino acids. Lineage: Eukaryota; Metazoa; Nemertea; Pilidiophora; Heteronemertea; Lineidae. Gene Ontology annotation, cellular component: ribose phosphate diphosphokinase complex; cytoplasm.